This is a messenger RNA of Daldinia loculata, 2052 nucleotides long. Its product is annotated as NADH oxidase. The transcript has a single exon. Gene Ontology annotation, molecular function: FMN binding; oxidoreductase activity. Lineage: Eukaryota; Fungi; Ascomycota; Sordariomycetes; Xylariales; Hypoxylaceae. The record is from RefSeq and is a predicted model, not a curated record. Bases 310 to 1686 code for a protein of 458 amino acids.
AAAUGGGGAUCCCAGCAGUCCAUCGAACGCAUUCAGGCAGUUCCGGGUUCGCGGGAUAAGGGGCACUUGGCCCCACGCGACUCAACUACAGCACUCGUCAUCUAUCGUGAUAAAAUUGAUAGAAUAGAUAUUUUAAUACACCAAGUAGAUUCAAGGAAUAGCAAUUGUGCGAUACACAAGCCCGCCGUGUCUCGAUCAAGACGCCCUUAUUCAACACCAAAAUAGAAACUGUAAUUUAUAACCCUAUCUGAGAUCUCAAGCAAGCCUACUUAAUCCAACGCCUUCAGCUCAUAGACCAAGUCAAUAACAAUGCCAACCCGCUACCCCAGCCGCGACGUCGACUCGUCACCUUUGGGCGCACCCCUCUCAUUCCCCUUCUCCACCACCAUCGCCCCCAACCGCUUCAUGAAAGUCGCCAUGACUGAGCGCAUGGCGACCUGGGACCCAGACGACAUGAGCGCGAGCGGCAUACCCACUACCCAAUUAUGCAACCUCUACGGGCACUGGGGCGACGGCGGCUGGGGCACCAUCGUGACGGGCAAUAUCAUCGUCGACACGACGCACCUCGAAGCGCCCGGGAACAUGAUCAUAACCCCCUCUGAUCCUUUCUCUGGCCCACGCUUCGAAGCAUACCAGAAACUCGCCAAGGCCGGCAGACGCGGCGGCGCCGUGUUCCUAGGCCAGCUAAACCAUCCCGGACGGCAAACCGCGCAGGAGCACCAACCUAACCCCGUCUCCGCAUCGGACGUCCAACUAACAAAAGGAUACGGCGCCAUGUUCCGCUACGGCAAACCGCACGCAGCAUCAGCAGACGAGAUCCACGCCAUAAAAGCCUCCUUCAUCCACGCAGCCGUAUACCUCGAACGUGCCGGAUUCUCCGGGAUCCAACUCCACGCCGCGCACGGGUACCUAUUCGCGCAAUUCCUGUCGCCAACGACGAACCUCCGCACCGACACCUACGGCGGCACGCUCGAGAACCGCGCGCGUCUAAUCACCGAGAUUGCAUCCGGAAUCCGCGAUGCCACAAGCCCCGGCUUCGUUCUCGCGAUCAAGAUCAACAGCGUCGAGUUCCAAGACAGCGGGUUCGCGCCGCUGGAAGCAGCACAUCUAGUGCAGCUCCUGGAAGCGCACCGCUUCGACCUAGUGGAGCUCAGCGGGGGCACGUACGAGGCGCCGGCGUGGCACCACAAGAAGGAGAGCACCAGGCGGCGCGAGGCCUUCUUCAUCGAGUUUGCGGACCUCAUUGUGCCGCAUGUGUCUCUUGCGCGGUGCUUUAUAACAGGUGGGAUACGGACGGUCGGGGCGAUGGUAGAUGCUUUGGCGAGCGGGUUGGAUGGAGUUGGGCUGGGACGCCCGAGCACGACGGAGCCGAGGCUGCCGUUGGAUGUGCUAGUGCAUAGGUGUAAGGGGUGUAUUAAGCCGCUGGUGGGCGAUACAAAUGUCGUUGGCGAGCAGAACUCCUGGGCGCACGGUGCUUCGCUGGCUGGUGCUCAUAUGCGCCAGAUAAGCCUCAACCAAGAUCCGGUCGACCCGUCCGACCGUGCCGCGGCAGAUGCCUUCCUCGAGGGCUUUCGGAAGUGGGUUGCGGCGCUGCCGACGAUAUCGAAGAGAGAGGUGCUUGACCAUGUUAGGAUUGAAGGGGUGGCGACGAGACCUUAUGGAGCUAUAGAACCACUAAUAGCUUGAGCUCAGGGGGGUAUUGGUAAUACCUAAUUAGACCCUUUUUCUUAGAGAUUAUUGUUCGAAACUGGUGUUACCCUAGAAUUACUAAAUAACUGUAUUGGUACAUUACCAAUGUUAACUUUGCCGCAUAUUUAGUGGUCGUCCUAUAUGGUAAUAUAACUACAUAGACUUCUUGCGCGACUAGCAUUCAUUACAUAGUCCAAGAAGACUAUUUUACGCGUACGAGCUUGUACUAGCCAUAUUUCGUUAAUUUAAGAUGCCUGCUCAUAUUAAGUACAUAUGGUCGGCGAUCUCACCGGUUCCUUGCAGUGUUCAUCUUGCACUAUGGCAAAUAUUUGUAGUCGUCAGUCGUUAUAGCCGCAAAAGCCU